This is a messenger RNA of Momordica charantia (bitter melon), 3347 nucleotides long. The record is from RefSeq and is a predicted model, not a curated record. Lineage: Eukaryota; Viridiplantae; Streptophyta; Magnoliopsida; Cucurbitales; Cucurbitaceae.
AACUGAACUCAGCCCAAGAUAACCACUUUGCCCAUUUAGGGAGUUGUCUAGUAAAACAACGAAGAUCUGCUCUGUUUUAGUUAGGUCUCUAGGCAGCGGAAGAGUUCCUCCCAAAACUUGCAGUGGUUGAAGGAGGCCAGACGGGGCUAAAGAUAGGUACUUAGCCUGUUGAUAAACAGAACAAUCAGCCACAAAUGCUUUAACUCUCGCCUUCAUUCUUUUCCAAUACACCUCACGGGCUAUUCACUAAUACGUUUUCAGUGCACCACCAUGACCACCCACCAGGCCGUUAUGUAAUUCCUGUAAUAAAAGAGGAAUGGCGGGAGAGCUAGGAGACAUAGGAGGUAAAACUGGAAUGGCAGGAGAGCUAGGAGAGGUAGGAGGUAAAAUUAACUUAACUCGGUAAAGGAGUAGGUCACCGUGGAUAGAAUAUCGUGUUGGAAAUUUCUUCCCUUCACGGUUUGUUUGUCGUAUCUCACUCAACUCCUAAUCAUUAUCAAUCUGAUCAACAAACAAAGUGGUAUUGAGCCCAUUUUGGCACUGCCACUACGGUUGCUGUCAAUUCCCCUGCAUAAACUGCCUUCAAUUUCUUGGUCUUUGGCUUAUUGAAUUAAUUACAGAACAAUUAUAUUGGCCUCAACACUUAAACAUUCAAAUUUUUGUUGUUUGUUAACUGCUAUUACCUCUCCAGCUUGGGUGUACAAAAUAGAGAGAAAGAAUUGGUUUUAUUUUCCUUUUGCCAUUAAUAAUGUGUAAUUCUUAACUCUUCAUUUUUUGUCACCUCACAGAGAAGGGGACUGUGUUAUAAAAGAUUGGAAAUUAAAGCCAACCAACCAAACUCUGCUGUUUUAAAAUGUGCUUUUGCAUGAGAAUCUGGCUCCAGUAUUUGGUGUGCUGGAAACUGGAAUUUUGGAAGUCCCCGUAAUUUGCAUGGCCCUUCUUUAACGUCAUGAUCUUGUUCCGUCGGCAGCACAUUCGGAGAAAUUUUACAGUUUCGGUGGUCGCUGGCACAGAGACGAAGGAUCUUCAUUUUCUGAAUUCAAAAUCUGAAUCUUUAAACCAAAACUCCUAUUUAGAAAACCAUAUAAAUGUGGCCGAAGCUAACAUCCAGUUGAAACAAUUAGUGAGAACCGGUCACUUGAAAGAUGCACGCGAGCUGUUCGAUCAAAUGCCUGAAAAGGAUGAGGUUUCGUGGACUAAUGUUAUUUCUGGGUACGUCAAUGCCUCAGACAUCUAUGAGGCAUUGCUUUUGUUUUCAAAGAUACGGCUUCAACCUGAGCUCCGAAUUGACCCCUUUGUGCUUAGUCUUGGUCUUAAGGCUUGUGGGCUCGAUAUGAAUUACUACUAUGGUACAAAAUUGCAUGGGUAUUCUGUCAAAACAGGUUUAGUCAACUCUGUUUUUGUGGGUAGUGCUCUCCUUGACAUGUAUAUGAAAAUUGGAGAAAUUGGGCGGAGUUGUAAAGUGUUCGAUGAAAUGCCUACAAGAAAUGCAGUGACUUGGACGGCAGUCAUAACUGGGCUUGUUCGUGCAGGGUAUAAUGAAGAAGGGUUGGUUUACUUUUCUAAAAUGGGGAGGUCGAAGGUGGAAUAUGACUCAUUUGCAUAUGCUAUAGCGCUGAAGGCCACGGCUGAUUCAGGUGCACUGAAUCAUGGAAGAGCAAUUCAUACACAGACAUUGAAGAAAGGAUUCGAGGAGAACUCCUUUGUGGCUAAUUCACUGGCUAGCAUGUAUAACAAAUGCGGUAAGCUAGAUUAUGGUUUGUAUAUGUUUGGGAAGAUGAGGACACCAGAUGUUGUUUCUUGGACGACGAUUAUAACGUCAUACGUUCAAAUGGGGGAGGAGGAACGUGGGCUUCAAGCAUUUAGAAGAAUGCACGAGAGCAAUGUGAUUCCAAAUGAAUAUACCUUUGCUGCUGUUAUCUCUGGUUGUGCUAAUCUUUCAAUGUUGAAGUGGGGGCAACAGCUGCAUGCUCGUGUUUUAUGUGUGGGUUUUCUGAAUUCUUUGUCCGUGGCAAAUUCUAUCAUGACCAUGUACUCAAAAUGUGGGGAGCUAGCUUCAGUUUCAAAAUUAUUUUGUACAAUGAUUUUUAGAGACAUCAUUUCAUGGAGCACUAUAAUUGCAGCAUCUUCUCAAGCAUGUUAUGGUGAAGAAGCUUUCAGGUAUCUAUCACGGAUGAGAAGUGAAGGACCAAAACCUAACGAGUUCGCUCUGGCUAGUGUUCUAAGUGUAUGUGGAAGUAUGGCGAUUCUCGAGCAAGGAAAGCAACUGCAUGCUCAUGUUCUGUCUGUUGGGUUAGAACAAACAUCCAUGAUAUGUAGUGCUCUCAUCAUUAUGUACGCAAAAUGCGGUAGCAUCAUGGAAGCUUCAAAAAUCUUUAUGGAUUCAUUGAAAGAUGACAUUAUUUCAUGGACAGCCAUGAUCAGUGGGUAUGCUGAACAUGGACAUAGCCAAGAAGCCAUUGAAUUGUUUGAGAAUAUCCAAAAGGUUGGUUUGAGACCAGAUCCCGUAACCUUUAUUGGUGUUCUUACUGCUUGUAGCCAUGCAGGAAUGGUUGACCUUGGUUUCCACUACUUCAAUUCAAUGAGCAAAGAUUAUCACAUCAGUCCUACAAAAGAACACUAUGGAUGUAUGAUUGAUCUUCUCUGUCGAGCAGGACGAUUGAGUGAUGCAGAGGGCUUGAUCAGAAGCAUGCCGUUUCAACGGGACGAUGUUGUCUGGUCUACUUUGCUGAGGGCAUGUAGAAUCCAUGGUGAUGUUGACUGUGGACAACGCGCUGCUGCUGAAGUUCUAAAAUUAGAUCCAAAUUGUGCUGGGACUCACAUAACCUUAGCUAACAUUUAUGCUGCCAAAGGAAAGUGGAGGGAAGCAGCAAAUAUAAGAAUGUUAAUGAAAUCAAAGGGGGUGGUGAAGGAGCCAGGAUGGUCUUCAAUAAAGGUCAAGGGUAGCAUUUUCGCGUUUGUUGCUGGAGAUCGAUCUCAUCCACAAGGAGAAGACAUAUUCAGUAUGUUGGAGUUGUUGGCUUCGAGAAUGGAAAUUUAUAUUCUUGAGCUGGAGCAUUUAGUAACUGAUGUGGAAGAAUAGCAAACCAUCAUGGUAGUUCAUGUUCAAGGGGACUAGGGUUAAUUAAGAGGGAAUGAGUUCAAACCCUAUGAUGGCCAUCUAUCUUAGGAAUUAGUAAUUCUUAUAUGUUAAGCUGGUCCACUAGCAGAAUAUUUGAUUUGUACACUGCAACGUUAGAGAUGUCAAGCAUGUCUUGAGGGAUAUGUGGAAGAUUUUUUUAGAAUAUUUUUCAGAAGAGGAAUAGAUAAUCGAGCAGAAGAAUUACAAGCAUGUUGGUUUAGCCUUA